Messenger RNA from Malania oleifera, 585 nucleotides. RefSeq names its product transcription factor DUO1-like. The record is from RefSeq and is a predicted model, not a curated record. The transcript has 3 exons. NCBI's taxonomy places the organism in Eukaryota, Viridiplantae, Streptophyta, Magnoliopsida, Santalales, Ximeniaceae. The coding region runs from base 1 to 585 and encodes 194 amino acids.
AUGGCCGAAGACAGAGACAGAGACGGAGGAAUGGCGGCGGGGGAGAUAAUGAAAGGGCCGUGGAAGGCAGAGGAAGAUGAAGUCCUAGUAAACCACGUGAAGAAGUAUGGCCCCCGAGAUUGGAGCUCCAUUCGAUCCAAAGGCCUCUUGCACUGCACCGGCAAGUCCUGCCGCCUCCGGUGGGUCAACAAGCUCCGACCCAACUUGAAAUAUAGGGUGAAGUUUUCUACGGAGGAGGAGAGGGUGGUGAUAGAACUACAGGCGCAAUUCGGGAACAAAUGGGCGAGAAUCGCGACUUACUUGCCGGGAAGAACCGACAACGAUGUCAAGAAUUUCUGGAGCAGCCGGCAGAAGAGGCUGGCCAGGAUUCUGCAGACUGCUCCUCCCAGACCCCGACCCACGCCCAUCAUCACUAGGGAAGCUCCUGUCUUCCAUGCUGUUCCAAUUGAGAUGGUGCCACUGCCGGAAUUGGUGGAUAUGAACCCCAACUUGCUUAAUUAUGACACCACCACCGUUGUUCAACUGGAGUUCAAUCCAAGCAUGGAUCAGUCCCAGGCCCAAUCCCAAAUCCUUUUUCCGGAUUAG